Molecule: messenger RNA, 3069 nt
Organism: Hemiscyllium ocellatum (epaulette shark)
Lineage: Eukaryota; Metazoa; Chordata; Chondrichthyes; Orectolobiformes; Hemiscylliidae
Product: kinesin-like protein KIF28
Exons: 23
Coding region: 1-3069 (1022 amino acids)
Biological process (GO): microtubule-based movement; cytoskeleton-dependent intracellular transport
Cellular component (GO): microtubule; kinesin complex
Molecular function (GO): ATP hydrolysis activity; microtubule binding; ATP binding
Source: RefSeq, a predicted model, not a curated record
AUGAGAAGUAAAUGUAUCAUCUCAAUGGCUGGUAACAAUUGUACCGUUCUGGAUCCAAAAGACCUCCAAAACAAAAGAACCUUUACCUUUGAUUAUUGCUACUGGUCACAUGAUGGGUAUAUUGAGAAUGACCAGGGAGUUUUCCUGCCUAAUGGACCUCACAGCCGUUACAUCGGUCAGGAGCAUGUCUUUAAUGAACUUGGAAGAGCUGCCUUGGAAAAUGCCUGGAAUGGGUACAAUGCAACCAUUUUUUCCUAUGGUCAGACUGGAUCAGGGAAGAGCUAUUUGAUGACUGGAUAUGAAGGAAACAAAGGUCUUGUUCCCAUGAUUUGUGAAGAACUUUUCCAGGAAAUUAAACACCGUCAAAGCAAGGAUGGACAGUUUUAUGUUUAUUUUAGCAUGUUUGAGAUCUACAAUGAACAGGUUCAAGACCUCCUGUCAAAGGUUCGUAAGCCUAAUGGCCUGCGUGUACGGGAAGGCAGAUGUGGAUUUUAUGUUGAGUGUCUGAAAUCAGUGCCAUGUAGCAAUUUUAAGCAACUUGAGGCUUUACUGGAUCAAGGAAUUCGCAACAGAAGUGUCGCAACAACGAACUGGAACACCACCAGCAGCAGAUCCCACAUGGUGAUCAAUAUCCAUUUUCAACAGGUGUUUGCAAACCAAUUCAUGACAAAGCAUUCAGAGAUUAACUUGGUGGAUUUGGCUGGCAGUGAAAGGCAACGAAGUGCAGGAGCUGCUCCUGACAGAUUCAAUGAAGCACGGGCAAUCAAUCUCAGUCUAACAACUCUUGGAAAUGUUAUUAGUUCCCUAUCGGACAAGGCUGUGGGCAAGAGAGUUCAGUACAUUCCUUACCGUAACUCAAUACUUACCAGGCUGCUUAGCAAUUCACUAGGCGGGAACAGCAAGACAAUUAUGGUUACAAUGAUUAGUCCAGCAGACAUCUAUUAUGAUGAGACCAUGUCAACAUUACGAUUUGCAGAAAGAGCUAAGAAUAUACAGAACAGAGCAGUCAUUAAUGAAAGCCUAACUGAGCAGCUUCUCAUGGAUCUGAAAGAGAAUAAUACUGGGCUACGAGCAAGAAUCGCUGACCUGGAGAAAGCUGGAGAUGUUCAUAUUGAUGAGCAAGAGGUGCUCAAAAAAUUAAUUGUUGAUAAUGAACGACAAUUGAAAGAUAUGCAGAAAUCAUGGCAGCAGAAACUUGAAGAAGCAAGGAGGGAAUGGGAGCAGCAAUAUAGCUCUAUUAUAAAGGAAGAGAAAAUGAUGGCAGAACUUCCCUAUUUCCUAAAUGUUAAUGAAGAUCCCCAAUUGUCUGGGGCAGUUAAACACUUUAUUCAUCAUGGCAUUACUACAAUUGGGCGAACAGCUGGUUUACAGCAGGACAUUGUUUUGAAAGGACUGGGGAUUCUGGACAAGCAUGCAGUGCUUACUAGUCAUGACCAUAAAGUGGUUCUUGAGUCCAUAAACAAGGCUCGGAUUUUGAUCAAUGGAGUACCUGUUCUAACAAAGCAUCAGCUACAGCAUUUGGACAGAGUUAUAAUUGGAUCCUGUUCAUUCUACUUGUACGUGGGUUUCCCACAUGAACGAAAUGACAGAGAUAAAAUUCAUAAAUACAACUAUGAAUUUUUUGCUUCUGAAUUGGCAUCUAUUGAAGGGUUUGGAAAGGUGAAUGUAGGAAUGGGUGAAGAACUGAAGGAAAACCUGGAUCCUGAUUUGGCCAGAAUUUUUCAUGACUUUAUAGCAAUCAUGCCAAUGGUGGCUCAAGCAAACCAAAUAAGUGAAGAACUUAACAAGGGGGUUAUCUUUGAACCUGAGGUGAAAAACCUGACGUCAACAGAUGCCAAGGGAGAGGGAUUAGAAAAAGAAAUUAUUGUGAAGGUAAUAAACAAGCUAACAAAUCAGGUCGAGAUCUGGCCACGGGACAAGUUCACUGAUCGGAAGCUUUUAAUUGAAGGCAUCUACCAGCACUUUCUAGAAAAUGGAACAAUAUCUAAUAUGGUGGAACAAGAUCCAUUCUGGGAUUCUGUUGAAAUCUUGCAUCUUGGGAGUGCCCAUGUGUGGUUGGAAACUUUGGCGUAUUGCAUAGCUUAUGAAGACCAGGUGGAGGCUAUUAAUUAUCGAGGGAAAGAAGAGGCCAUUAUACAGAUCAGAUUGCUGCCCUGCUCACCAAGUGGAAACCCACUGGGAGAGGAAUCUGUCAUUGUUGACCCUGAUGAUCUGCUGGGAAAACGCAUGGACUUUCAAAUGCAGAUUAGUCUAUGUUUAGGAGUGAAAUGGAUCCAAGGAAACAGCAGCAGAGGAGUUCAAAUUGGGUUUAUGAUGUAUGGGCUUCCUGCAAUGUUCUAUACCCCUGCUGUGUGGAAUAAUGCCAACUUUGAAAUGGAUUACACAAUGUGCUUCAUGAUUCAACAUGUUACUGCAGAUUUCCUCAGCUAUUUGAAAACACAUGCAGUAGUACUGGAGCUGUGGGGUUUGCAAGAAGUUUGUCAAGAAAUGGAGACUGAAUUUGCUCAUGUUGCACUAGCUGGUAAUGAUAGUGUGCUGUUGGAUUUGUGCUAUAGAAAUCAAUGGACAUCAGUACCACAGGAUUCUGAGAAAUGUAGAUCCAAAUUAUCUGAGCAACUCAAAAUGUUGGAAGAAGAGAUUGAAAACCUCAAAGAUGCAAACCGAAGCUUAAAAAGUGAAAACAUCAAAAUGCAAAGGGAACUCGAAAGGCUGAGAAACCUCCCCUCAAGCCCCGGAUUAGUUACAAAUGGGGGUCCAAUGAAAUCCGCUAAUGAUCGAUCUGAUCAAAAGUCCCCAUUUCCCAGCUGGGAUGCUGAGUUUGCCAAGGCCCUCAAGACAUUUUAUUUCAGCAUGAUUGGAGUGAGAGCGAGACUAAUCCACCUGAAGGAGGUCAGGCCACUGGAUGAAGAACGUAUUCUUUGCCUCAGGUAUUUUGCAAAUGAAAGAAAUCAACUGAUCGAAGAGCUGGGAGCGGAAUUGGAAAGUUGUGUGGGAAAACUGAAGAACGACAUUGCUAAAAUUAUCAAAAGAAAGAAAAAACUUCAGAUUGAUGCAGUGUCACCACCUUAA